Molecule: messenger RNA, 2100 nt
Organism: Bacillus rossius redtenbacheri
Lineage: Eukaryota; Metazoa; Arthropoda; Insecta; Phasmatodea; Bacillidae
Product: corticotropin-releasing factor-binding protein
Exons: 8
Coding region: 103-1056 (317 amino acids)
Biological process (GO): hormone-mediated signaling pathway; negative regulation of corticotropin-releasing hormone receptor activity; negative regulation of corticotropin secretion
Molecular function (GO): corticotropin-releasing hormone binding
Source: RefSeq, a predicted model, not a curated record
ACGACCCGCGCUCGCCGAGCGACGAAGACCGCCCUCUCUCUCUCUCUCUCUCCCUCUCUCUCUGUCGCGCGCGCGUGGCCCGCCAGUCGCGCGGUCCCGAGGAUGCUCUGCCUGGCGCUGUGGCUGCUGCCCGCGGCUGGCCUCGCCGCCUCGCUGCCGGAUCCGCAGAUGCUGCUGCCCGAGGCUGUGGAGCUGAGCGCUGAUAGGCCCGCCGAGCGCUUCAGGACCCCCUACCACAUCAUCAAAGACUGCAUGACGGUGAGCUCGGAGGACGGGCGGUACUUCCACAAGGCGGGCGGCGACGAGGCGGCGGUGUGCGGGGUGUACCUGCUGACGGACCCGGACCGCACCGUCGAGGUGCGCUUCGACCGCCUGGACGUGCCGUGCGCGCAGGGCGGCCUCGUGUCGUUCGUGGACGGCUGGGAGAUGAACCGCCAGUUCUUCCCCUCGCCCUCGGACCACCCCAAGCCGCUGGCGCUGCGCUACCACGAGUUCUGCGGCGGCGAUGACCGCAAGCUGAAGAAGCAGGUGUUCGAGUCGUCGCAGAACGCCGCGCUCGUGCAGUACCGCAUCCCGGCGCGCGGCAAGGGCUUCAGCUUCAGCGUGCGGUUCCCCAAGAACAGCACGCCGUGCAACAUCCUGCUGGAAGGCGCGGCGGACGUGUACACGCUGCGCAACUACGGCAAGCGAGCCAACUGCAGCCUCACCUCGCUGUACCCGGCCGCGGUGAAGGUGCUGUCCCUGGACGUGGGGCUGGCCAACCCGGAGCGCGGCCUGGAGGUGGAGACCGGCACCUUGCACAAGUGCCGCAAGAGGGGGCUGCCGGACUACGUGGAGCUGGGCGGCUCGGAGGGCCUCGACACGUCUCGGCUGGUGGUCGCCGACUCCGUCUGCGGCCUCGACUCCAAGCCCGGCAGCACGCUGGAGACGAUCCUGUGCGAGGUGACGACGGUGCGGCUGGUGUCCAGCGGCCAGUUCGACAACUCCGUCACCGUGUCGCUGCGCCAGGCCGGCGAGGAGGACGUGUCGGAGGCCGCGCUCGUCUGCGGCUACUGAGUCGGCCGAGCGCCCAGAUGCCAGCCAACCUCGAUGUGAUGUGAUGUCCCCUCAUGAAGUUCCUCCCGCCCCCCACCCGCAACGUGAUCAAGCCUACUUCUCCACGUCCGCAUGAGUGUCCUGUUAUUAUUUCAGUUGUGACUGAACUGAAAAGUGAAAAAAAAAACUAUAUUUUUAACAGUGAAACCUGACUUUUAGUUCAAAAUAAUGUGACGAUUUUGUGAUAGGUAUGUAUAAAUGAUUUAUUAGUUUUAGAGCUACAGAAUUAACAAACAUCUGUAAAAGAGACUUUUUAUAGCAUACUUUAUUAGUUUUAUAAGCGGAAAAACCUGAAAUGAUAUUUGUUUAAAAUUUCCAUUACAAUUAUUUAUCCUAAUGUAAUUUUUAAUCAAGAAUAAUUCUUGUAAAUAUUUCACCUUAAAAAUAUGUAUAGUGCUGACUUUACACAAACACUUUAAAAUAAAAGUAAAGUAAUAUAACGCUUAAACAAUGAGAUUACGAUAUAAAAAGAACAAAAAUCAAUAUUAUUGAAAUACUUCCGAUUCGAAAAUGAGAUUUAGAAAUAUUCAACAAUUUAAUAUUGAGUGAUCAUGAUUUGCAAUUAACAUAUAACCUUUGGUUAUAAAUAUUUUUGAUAAAACAUUUUGUUAAAAAUUACUUACAUAACUGAGAAAUUUAAAGUAAUUUAGUGUUACUUUGUUUCCCUUACUUAAGUGAAGUCUCAAUUUGUGUUUCCUAUGACCAGUCUCUCUACUAGGCUAAGGGCCAAUUUUUGCCACUGCAUCUAAACUUCAAGUUUAAUAAAAGGAAAAGAAAUUCAGUAUUAUAUUUGUCAUAACUUAUGCUGUAUUUAAUUACUUAUUAUUUAUUUUUAUGGUUGUAGGUAAAUGACCAGCAGAUGAGUGUUUUUCCAACAAACAAAAUGUAUUUUAUUAGUAUCAACUAUGUUUAGGUUAUAUUAACCAAACACUUGACAUGAAAAUGUAGAGGUACCAAAAACCAUGAUUCAAUAAACUCAGCUACAUGAUUAAAAGGCAGAACCAA